AGAUAUCAAAUUCCCCCAAAUUAAAUACCCCUUACGCUUCUUCGUCUUCUCAAACGCGAAGAAAGGAAACCCUAAAUCCUCGCAACGAUGUCGUACGACGACGUGGAGAUCGAAGACAUGGAGUGGAACCAAGAGCUUCAGGCCUUCACCUAUCCUUGCCCAUGCGGCGAUCUAUUCCAGAUCACCAAAGAAGACCUCCGACUCGGCGAGGAGAUCGCCCGCUGCCCUAGCUGCUCCCUCUACCUCACCGUAAUCUACAACAUGGAAGAUUUUCAGGAAAAAUCCAACAAAAAAGCCGAGCCUCCCAAGCCGCAGCCCGUCGCCGUCGCUUGAAAUAUUCGCAGGUCUCAUUAAAUUUUUGGUUAUAUUCAUAGUCCGUAAGCGAUGUGCUUAUGGUGGAUGAGUUUGAUUUAAUCCGUGUUAGAUUAGGUAUUCUGUAAUAUUGUGUUCAAGUGUGGUUGGUUGCUGAAUUUGUACCAUUUUUGGGGAGACAUAGUAGUAAUUGCUUAUCCUUGAUAUAUGAGAUGGUUGAUUCUUCCUUGUUUA
Messenger RNA from Salvia splendens (bonfire salvia), 546 nucleotides. RefSeq names its product diphthamide biosynthesis protein 3. The transcript has a single exon. Gene Ontology annotation, cellular component: cytosol. The record is from RefSeq and is a predicted model, not a curated record. Gene Ontology annotation, molecular function: metal ion binding. Gene Ontology annotation, biological process: protein histidyl modification to diphthamide. Lineage: Eukaryota; Viridiplantae; Streptophyta; Magnoliopsida; Lamiales; Lamiaceae. The coding region runs from base 88 to 333 and encodes 81 amino acids.